AGCUGGAAAGGAAAAGUGGACACGCAAAGCCUGCCAAGUUUGACGGCGCUGUCAACACCUCACCGUAAACAAUUGUUAGGUAUUUUCUUUGGCCCAACAACCUCAAGCACUCCCCCCCCCCAGACACCAGCAAACUCUCUAAUUAGAGCCUAGAUCAGGGCAUCCGAGGUAACUCACUCAUGAGAGCGGUUUGGAAGCAUCGGCCCCGCCCAAUCGAGCUCCUAUCGGCACCCAUCUCAGGGUCCUCCUGCCCCAAGAGACCUUACCCAGCGCCACUCCGUCUCCCAGCAGCCGCAUCUGUCACACGGAUAAGACACCCAAAAGCCGCAACCGCGAUGGCAAGAGAAACCACAGCGCCGGCACGCCGACACCACAAGAUCGUCGCGCUCGAGGGCGGCAUCACACCGAUCCCAGACCUGACGCCCGCCAUGCCAGAAGGCCACACAUACGAGUUGGCACUGCACGAGCGCACGCCCCACGCCGACGCGGCGCUGAUAGCAUCGCGCGUGAGCGACGCCAACGUGGUCAUCACGACCGUGUGCCCGCUGUCCGGCGCCACACUGUCGCCCGUGUCCACGCCGCACCUGCGCUUUGUGGCCGUCAUGGCCUCGGGCCACGACGUCGUCGACUUGGCCGCGUGCCGGGGGCGCGGGGUCGUGGUCAGCAACAGCCCCGGGAGCAACGUAGACGCCGUGGCCGAGCACUCCGUCGGUCUCUACUUCUCUGUGCGCAGGAGCAUCGUGCACACACACGCCCUGACGCGCGCGGGGCAGUGGCCGCGGCGCGGCGGCAUACUGGCUUCUGCGAUGUACAGCCCGGGCGGACGCCUGCCGCUGCCGAUGCGCGACGAGGUGGUGGGCAUUAUUGGGUACGGCUUCGUCGGGAAGCGCAUCGCCGAGCUGUGCCGCGCGCUGGGGAUGAAGCGCGUGCUUGUGGCGGGCCGGAAGGGCGGUGCGGCUGUGGGCUCGCCGCCGCGGGUCGAUAAUGGCGUUUGCCGCGCGAGCUUCGGUGACGUGGUUCGCACGGCCACCGUGUUGUUUCUCUGUUUGCCGCGCGUCCCGGAGACGAUGGGGCUGAUCGCCGAGGCCGAGUUGAGCGCGAUGCAGCCGCACGCCGUGAUUGUCAAUGUUAGUCGCGGCGGCAUUGUCGAUGAGCACGCACUGGUCGCAGCGCUGAAGACGGGCAAGAUCGCGGGCGCCGCCACCGACGUGUUCUUGGCCGAGCCGGCUGGACCCGAGAAUUCCGUCCUCCUGGCCGAGGAUACGGCCGGUUUAAAUUUGGUGGUGACGCCGCACGUGGCGUGGGUUUCACAGGCGACGACACAGAAUUAUCAGGACACGCUUGUUGGAAACUUGAAGGCAUUUCUCAACGAACAACCUCAAAACGUCGUCUCCUGAGCCGUGUAAUUGAAGUCAGAGUCGAAGGAAGCGGCGGUUAAUCUGAUAUGUGUCGAGACGACGUCAAUUAAAAAGUCUAUUUAUUUAUGAAUCGCGAAACUAGUAGGGGAAAUCCAAAGUAGGGGA
Molecule: messenger RNA, 1523 nt
Organism: Lasiosphaeria miniovina
Lineage: Eukaryota; Fungi; Ascomycota; Sordariomycetes; Sordariales; Lasiosphaeriaceae
Exons: 1
Coding region: 180-1397 (405 amino acids)
Molecular function (GO): NAD binding; oxidoreductase activity, acting on the CH-OH group of donors, NAD or NADP as acceptor
Source: RefSeq, a predicted model, not a curated record